Marchantia polymorpha subsp. ruderalis is the source of this 1149-nucleotide messenger RNA. The record is from the annotation of a GenBank genome assembly. NCBI's taxonomy places the organism in Eukaryota, Viridiplantae, Streptophyta, Marchantiopsida, Marchantiales, Marchantiaceae.
AAAGGACGAAUGAAGAAUGAAUGAGAGCCCAAGUGGCACUCCGGAUUUGCCUGGAUCCCGAAUCUCGAGUCUGGGUACGAUCGGAACAAGUCAUUUUGGAGGCGGAAAUGCGCGGGUCGUGGUCAGACUCAUGCCCAGGCGCAUCUGACAUGCACUUCAAGAGGGAGGCGAAGAGUCCUGUGGAGAUCUCCGUCUCAAGUUUAGGUUGCGAGGCAAGCAGGAUAACAUAUGAGUAACUGUUUGCGAGUCUCGUUAGAAUCGGUGGGAAGACGAGUGCGUGGAUUGACGAAAUUGUUUCUGGCAGUGGGUCUGACCAUCUGGCGAGCGAUUGUGACUGCGCUGUCUGACGUAUUCUUCUUCUUCGUCCAGUUCAUCCCCUGCUCUUUGUGUUCGGACACCAAGGCCGAAGAAGUCGGCGAUCUGCAAGCCGCCCGGAUUUUUUAGAAUGACGGCCGCAGGAGGAGGAGGCAGGGGCAAGGCGAAAGGGUCCAAAUCCGUGUCUCGAUCCCAGAAAGCAGGUCUGCAGUUUCCUGUGGGGAGAAUUGCGAGGUUUCUGAAGGCGGGAAAGUAUGCUGAGCGAGUCGGAGCUGGAGCCCCCGUCUAUUUAGCUGCAGUUAUGGAAUAUCUGGCUGCCGAGGUGUUGGAAUUAGCCGGGAAUGCUGCGAGAGACAACAAGAAGUCCAGGAUCAUUCCGCGCCAUAUUCAGCUGGCUGUGAGAAAUGACGAGGAGCUCAGCAAAUUACUGGGUACGGUGGUUAUUGCGAAUGGUGGCGUUCUACCCAACAUUCACAGCUCCCUCCUCCCGAAGAAGACAGGCAAGGGUGGGAAAGGAGAGAUAGAGGGUAUGUCUCAAGAAUUUUGAGACUCUCCAGGCUCCAGCGGCUGUAAUUUUUUGCUUUCACCAACAGGUGUUCAACAGCUAGAGUUAGUUGACUCUGAUCGCCCUUUGAGAUUGACAAGAACGAUUUUUCUCUGAUCUUUGAUCAUUUCUCUCUUAUGUAAAUUUUUUCCUAUUAACGAAGAGCUUGUUUGUUCCUUUGGAGCGGUACACAAAUCCAAUCAAGUCCCUCACGCCUGGUGAAACUCUUGUAGAAGGGAGAGAUCGUUUUUGCCUUUCUCACAGCAAAAAAAGCCAGAUUAGUUCACUCA